AAAAGCAAAUUAAAGACUCACAUGAGGAUCCACACUGGAGAGAAACCAUUCACAUGCACUCAGUGUGGGAAGAGUUUUAGCAAAUCAUCAUCGCUUUAUAGACACAUGAAGAUCCACACCGGAGAAAAACCAUUCACUUGCACUCAUUGUGGGAAGAGUUUCAACCACUCAUCAUUCCUUAAUCUACACAUGAGGAUCCACACUGGAGAGAAACCAUUAACAUGCCCUCAGUGUGGGAAGAGUUUUAGCAAAUCAUCGUCGCUUUAUAGACACAUGAAGAUCCACACCGGAGAAAAACCUUUCACAUGCACUCAGUGUGGGAAGAGUUUUAACUGCUCAUCAUCCCUUAAUAAACACAUGAGGAUCCAUACCGGAGAAAAACCAUUCACUUGCACUCAGUGUGGGAGGAGUUUCAGCCUAUCAACAUCCCUUAAUCAACAAAUGAGGAUCCACACUGGAGAGAAACCAUUCACUUGCACUCAGUGUGGGAAGAGUUUCAGCCUAUCAACAUCCCUUAAUCAACACAUGAGGAUCCACACUGGAGAGAAACCAUUCACUUGCACUCAGUGUGGGAAGAGUUUCAGCAAAUCAUCAUCCCUUAAUCUACACAUGAGGAUCCACACUGGAGAGAAACCAUUCACAUGCCCUCAGUGUGGGAAGAGUUUCAGCCUAUCAUCAAACCUUAAUCAACACAUCAUGAUCCACACUGGAAAGAAACCAUUCACAUGCACUCAAUGUGGGAAGAGUUUUAGCCAAUCAUCAUACCUUAAAAACCACAUGAAGAUUCACACUAGUGUAAAAGAGUAUGUGUGCUUGGAGUGUGAGAAGACUUUUAUUACAGCUGCAGAAUUGAAACGGCACCAGAGGAUUCACACUGGAGAAAAACCGUACAAG
This is a messenger RNA of Danio rerio (zebrafish), 894 nucleotides long. Lineage: Eukaryota; Metazoa; Chordata; Actinopteri; Cypriniformes; Danionidae. The record is from RefSeq and is a predicted model, not a curated record.